Funneliformis caledonium is the source of this 252-nucleotide messenger RNA. NCBI's taxonomy places the organism in Eukaryota, Fungi, Glomeromycota, Glomeromycetes, Glomerales, Glomeraceae. The record is from the annotation of a GenBank genome assembly.
AUGCCUAUGCCUCAACUAAAUGAUAAUACAAGUCAGCUGAAUAAUAUUGAAAACAAUUCUCCUGUUACAAAUAGAAAUCCAAAUUGGCAACACGAAAGUUUUCAGUUACCAAAAGGGUGGGCGCUAAAAGAGAAACAGACCUUUGGAGGCAAAGGAACUGGAAAAAGAAUGACCAAAAAGGGCUGGAUUAGUAGGUAUGCGGUAGCAUUAAAAGACCAAGCUACAAAGACGGCACUUCAAAAUAAGAAAUAA